AUGGCGAAGGACAAAGAUGACCCAGACUUGUCGCCGACACCUGCAGCCUUAGGCGGCAGUGGCAGCCACCAGAAAACAAGUCCGUCUCCAGACACCCACGCGCCUGAGACGGCGUCUGCUGAGAAACCAGUCCUGCCAAAAUCCAACGUCGACAAGCCAGUGGCCGUGCCUGGGAGUGACAACCAUCCAGGGCCGCAAGACAAACCUUCGCCAUCAUCUUCUGACGCGAACACGCCAAACACGUUAUCAUCUGAAGAACAUCCCAAGACACAGCCUUACAGCGACUUCGAGACCUCUUCCGAACCUGAAGAAUCAUUGAUCCCGUCGACCAAACGCAAGAAGCAAACGCCCUGGACGAUGAUUCCGGAACCAGAUCCUGGAGAACUCCACCCAGACCUUGACCUCACUGACCCAAACACGGUGACCCGUCUCCUUGCUCUGCUUCUGAACGGCUGGGUCCUAUCUCGCGGUCGCGGUCCCAGAAACCAUGACACCUGCCUUUGGUGUCGUGGAGCCAUCGACUCCGACGUCGACAUCCUCACCCACGUCGGCACGGACAGCGGGUCCAAGUGUAGGAACUCUUGGCCGGCAACCUGCCUCAUGGACUGGACCCGGCAAGAGCUUGACACGGCGAACAGCCACAGGCUGAAGUGUCCCAUGUGCUCGACGGAAUUCUGCAACUCUGGGACGAAAUCCGCGCACGAUUUCAAGGUCAACCAAGGCAAAGCAGACGCUGAAAGUGUACUGGACGCAGCCUGGUUGAGAGUUGUCCUGUUCAGUCCUCUGUUUGCACGAGAAGCCGCUCUCAAAGAAGGAAAGCACCUCAUCUUUGUGAAAGGGGCAGAAGCCAAGAAACUGAUCCUCUUGGGCCAAAACAAGGUUAUAUUUUACCAAUGCGAAGGUCUUCUCGAUCCCGUCGAGUCGGAGAAUAAGAGACGGUGGCUCAAGAGGCAAUAUGGUGACAACCUUCCCUGGAACGUCGAGAAAUUGACGGAAAUGGGAAUUGCUCAGUCAGAAGCCACGGCAAUCAUGCACGCCUACACUCAGAGCGCUGCCAGCCCUGCCCAUGACUCCCUGGAGCUGCAACCUCGGUUUGACACGACUUGGGUCAUUAUAGACCGCGGGAACAACCAGUUCAUCAUGUCGCCCUUCCUGACCCAGCAAGCUCACAAUGUGAUCCGUCUCCCGGUUCAGCUUGGAAGCGGCGUCAUCAACGACAUGACCGCGGCAGAGUUUAACGACCACGCAAAGAAGAACGGCGGUCUGCUGGCGGCCAUCAAGGGGUUCGACGCGACCAAGGACGAGGACUUUAAGCGGCAUAGAAUGCUUGCGGAGGGGUGGAUCCAACACUUGCUUGCUAAGAACAAGCGGGACGGAAUCGCCGGGCCCAAGUAUGAAUUCUGGAAGCGGGUCAAGGACGCCCAUGAUGUCAAUCUUGAUUUCAGUCUAGCCGCGGGGGAGAAGGGCGAAGGGGAUAACGACGAUGAGUGGGAGGAUGAUGAUGAGGUUGCCGAUGACGAUGACAACGAGUAA
Messenger RNA from Cladophialophora yegresii CBS 114405, 1533 nucleotides. RefSeq lists its product as uncharacterized. NCBI's taxonomy places the organism in Eukaryota, Fungi, Ascomycota, Eurotiomycetes, Chaetothyriales, Herpotrichiellaceae. The transcript has a single exon. Bases 1 to 1533 code for a protein of 510 amino acids. The record is from RefSeq and is a predicted model, not a curated record.